AUGCAGCUUGUUACAAAGCACUAUCCUCGUGCGCAGGAUAACAGGCUGCCGUAUUCGCACCCACUGCUGAAGGCCAGUCGACCUAAACUCUUGAAGGCGGCCGCUAUAAACUUCAUCAUCCUGCAGCUGCUCUUCUUUGCGCUCUUCUGCUACCUCUUUGGGUCAUUGUAUCAACAAGGGCCGCGUACCCAUAGCAUGAAGAUAGUUUGGGUAGACUAUGAUGGCGGUGUCAUCGGAGAGGCUGUGCGUAAUGCCUACAACUCACUGCGAUCUCAAACUUUCCCCACGCUAGUUGAGCGGCCAAGCUCCGAAUAUCCUUCAACGAAUUCGCUGUACGAAGCUGUUUGCAAUACGGAUUACUGGGCCGCGCUGUACACAGUAUCGGGGUCAUCUGUUAACCUAGGUCUCACCAUCGCAGGAUUAAACACAACACAAUACAACCAAUCAAAUGUACUUGCAUAUAUUUGGAACGAAGCCAGAUAUCCAACAAUCGUGGAUAGCGCCAUUUCCAGCAACAUGAACGCUCUGUCCAACGCAGCGCAAAUUGCAUAUAUCACUCUCAAUGGGACUGAGGCAUUGCCAACAAUCCCUCCGAACAACCCAGCUGCCCUCAGUGCUUUCACUAACCCUUGGGUCCUCUCAUCUAUCGAUAUCAAACCCACUGUACAAGGCUCACGCGCAGUAUACAACACCAUCGUCAUUGUGCUCAUCUUGCUGGAGGAUUUCUUUUUCCUGGCCACCGUCAACGGACUCUACGCACAAUUCAAAGUUUAUACCCGAGCUCUGCCGUCAAUCAUCAUUCUCAUACGUGAAAUGAUAUCCAUCACAUACACCAUGGUUGGUGCAAUGCUCAUUGCCGCGGCUAUAUGGGCCUUUAAAGCGGACUGGGAGGUGUCGGGAACACAGUUUGCCCUCACUUGGUUGACCUUGUGGCUGUUUGCGCACGUCAACUUUCUCAUGCUCGACGUUUUCACCAUUUGGAUACCUCCAGUCUAUGUGCCCAUGGCUCUGGUCACCUGGGUUAUAACCAACGUCACCUCAAUUAUUAUACCAUUCACCUUGUCAAACCCCUUCUACCGGGUGGGAUACGCUCUCCCUGCGCAUUCUGUCUACGAAGUCCUCAUAGAUAUCUGGUCUGGCGGCUGUAACCCCCAUUUGUACUUUGCUCUUCCCAUAUUGUUCUCCUAUGAGGUAGUGGGUACGAUCUUCACCUCUCUGGGGGUAUACAGGCGAUGUCAUAUGGCCGUCAUCGCAGAAGAGGCCGCAAUAGCGGCGGCAUCACUACGCAGGAGAGCAUCACUCAAAGCGGCACCGGAUCAGGAAAUGCGUUUCGUACCGGAAAGGCGAGAUUCAGAGCGCCCCCACACUGCGGAAAGCAUCGAGAGCCGCAUCUCAGAGGAGGAUAAUGGGCAACCUGCAGACUCGACUGCCGCGGAUAGUGAGGCCUUGGAGCGGGAACGGACGAGAAGGGAGGAGGAGGCCGAGCAGUCUGCCUUGGAAAUCCAAAGACUGGAAACCCGGGCGUCGCGCGCGUCAAACUUUCCUGCGUUUCGACUAUUGGGGUCUCAUGAUAGUGACGAUGACUGA
Molecule: messenger RNA, 1587 nt
Organism: Pochonia chlamydosporia 170
Lineage: Eukaryota; Fungi; Ascomycota; Sordariomycetes; Hypocreales; Clavicipitaceae
Product: nitrosoguanidine resistance protein SNG1
Exons: 1
Coding region: 1-1587 (528 amino acids)
Cellular component (GO): membrane
Source: RefSeq, a predicted model, not a curated record